AUGAGGGAAAUUAUUGUUACGUUAUUUACAGCAGCGGCAGCAUCAGCAGCAACUUCAGCAGCAUCAAAAGCAACUUCAGCAGCGGCAGCAUCAACUUCAGCAACAGCAACUGGAGCAAAAAGAGGGAAGUUCAAGAACAUUUUAUCACUUCCUUAUUUAUACUCCAAAAGUGUCGUUGUUCAGAUAACCAACCAAAAUGAAAUUAAUGAUGAUGACGAUGCCGAUGACGAUGAUGAGUUUGAUGGUUAUGAAAAUACUAGAGUUGAAACUAAUGGUGUUAAUGAGUAUGGGAUAAAUGAUGAAGAAAUUGAAAAUGCUCAUCAGGGCAGACAUUUUCUCGACGAUGAUGAUGCUAGUCAGAGUGAUGCUGACUACAACAGCGCAGGCACUGGAGCAUAUGCAAAAAAAUCUGAAUUGCGCGUCAUUGAAAACGAAAUAAUUAUCGAUAAAGAUCUGGCAAAGAAGAAAGCAGCGCCUGUUAAUGUUGAUAAUGCUGAAGAUAAUUGUACAUCAAACAUAGUGAAUUUUACCGACCUAUUCAUUACCAAUCAACUUCAAAUGUCUAGAACAGUUACUACUACUGCUUCAACAUCCAACUCAAAUUUUUCCAAUGUUAACGUUUUAAAACUCAACCACGAAGCUUCUAUCUCAAUCAAUUCACCUGCUCAAACUUCUAGCAGGCCUUCUAACAGUUGUACAACAUCGAUUUCUACAUCAUCAUUACGAUCGCCUUCAUUUUCUGGGACACAAACAGAAACUACACCGUCCACACUACAUUCUCUGAGAAAUGAAGCACUCACAUUGCUGGUGGCUCCUCUUCAGACUAUGAAAUCAUCACCAACUGCUCUCACCGAUGAAUUCUUUAAUUCACUCCAGACGACAAAUUCGCAGGAUGAUAAAAUCGAUAAAAACGUCAGAAUCGUUAACCAAUCAUCAUCAUUAUAUUCUUCUUCUUCAUCGUCGUCGUUAUCUCCUUCUAGAAGAAACUCAAAGACUGGUGCCUGUGAUAAUUCUGCUGGUUAUUCGUUUGCUGGGAUGAGGAUGGUUGGUGAAAUGGAGAGGAGAUCUCUUCCGCUGGACGAUAAAAGGAUCAGUCGUGAUGAAAAUAUUAAUGAUAUUUUUGGCGAUGAUAAUAAUAAUAAUAAUUUUUAUAAUAAUAAUGAUAAUAUUAAAAAUACUAAUACUAGCAAAAAUAAUAACGUUACAAAUGAGGAUGUGGAAAAGAGACGCAUUAAAUUCUCAGAUGGUCAGCAUUCUGAAAACGGUGAAAGCAGUAGAAAUGAUGUUGACCGCAAAAACAUCUCGUCAGAAUUUUGCAGAAAUUAUGAUGUUAAUAAUAGGCACGCUGAUGAAUGCCAAAGUUUAAUGAAUGAUGAUGAUGAGGAUGAUGGCUAUUGUUUGAGCUUAGCUGUUAAAUCGUAG
Helobdella robusta is the source of this 1422-nucleotide messenger RNA. RefSeq lists its product as hypothetical. Bases 1 to 1422 code for a protein of 473 amino acids. The transcript has a single exon. NCBI's taxonomy places the organism in Eukaryota, Metazoa, Annelida, Clitellata, Rhynchobdellida, Glossiphoniidae. The record is from RefSeq and is a predicted model, not a curated record.